Molecule: messenger RNA, 3128 nt
Organism: Malus domestica (apple)
Lineage: Eukaryota; Viridiplantae; Streptophyta; Magnoliopsida; Rosales; Rosaceae
Source: RefSeq, a predicted model, not a curated record
GUGUUUGAUUUCCGCUCCACCUAAAGCCAUAGCCGAACACUCUGAAGAAAGCUCAGAGAUCUUCACCAAGCUCUGCUGAACUUCCCGCCUUCCGCAACCAAAUCAACCACCAUGUGCGGCGAUGCAACGAACUGGGACGAAGAAGCAUACAGAGAAUCCAUAUUAAAGGAGCGAGAGAUCCAAACCCGAACAGUUUUCCGAACCGUUUGGGCUCCGUCGCUUAACCCUAACCCGGACACCGUCGUCGUCGCCUCCAGCGACGGAUCGGUUUCCUCCUACUCCAUCCCCUCCCUUAUCUCCAAGCUCCCACUGGGUUUCAGCAAUGUGAAAUCUCCAAAGUCGUUAAUGGCGGAACCUACUUGCUUCCUUCAAGCUCAUGAAGGACCUGCUUAUGAUGUUAAGUUUUACGGAAAUGGCGAAGAUUCUGUAUUGUUGAGUUGCGGUGAUGAUGGACGGAUUCAAGGAUGGAGGUGGAAGGAUUGGGAGGAAUCGGAUGUGCCUAUUCAUUUGCAAGGAAAGCAUGUGAAGCCCAUAAUUGACCUUGUGAACCCCCAACAUAAAGGUCCAUGGGGGGCUCUAUCUCCAAUCCCAGAAAACAAUGCUCUUGCUGUUUACAACGAGGGGGGAUGCAUUUUUUCUGCUGCUGGUGAUUCUUGCGUCUAUUGCUGGGAUGUGGAAAGAGGUCAAGUCAAAAUGACUUUUAAGGGGCAUUCAGAUUACUUGCAUUCUGUAGUUGCUCGGAACUCUACCAAUCAGAUCAUAACUGGUUCAGAGGAUGGGACAGCACGGAUAUGGGAUUGCAAAAGUGGAAAGUGCGUUCAAGUAUAUGAGCCAGCCAAGGGUAUUAAGUUGAAAGGAUUUUUUUCAUGCGUCAGUUGCAUUGCUCUUGAUGCAAGUGAAAGCUGGUUGGCUUGCGGUAGUGGUCAGAGUUUAUCAGUUUGGAACCUUCCUGCUUCUGAAUGCAUUUCAAGGGUUUCAACUUGUGCAUCCGUACAGGAUGUAGUAUUCGAUGAAAAUCAAGUAUUAGCAGUUGGAGCAGAACCUCUACUUUCCCGUUUUGACAUAAAUGGGGCGAUUCUUUCACAAAUGCAAUGUGCUCCUCAGUCUGCCUUUUCCGUCUCAUUACACCCAUCUGGGGUUACCGCAGUAGGAGGUUACGGUGGUCUUGUGGAUGUUAUUUCGCAGUUCGGAAGCCACUUGUGCACAUUCGGCUGCCGAUGCGUUGUUACCGCAGUAGGAGGUUACGGUGGUCUUGUGGAUAGUCCGUUAUAUUCUCCUAUUCCACUCCUGCUAAUGGGUACCCGCCACGUACCCGGAUGGAAUCUGGACUGGAGGGACGCGAAGACCAUACACAAACCCUCACUCGCUGAGUUUUCACUCAUCAAUCAUCAUCCGCCCAACCCCUCUCUCUCUCUCUCGCUUUCUCCCUCGCGCAAUCCUCAACUCCGCGGCUUAGAUCCGAGGAGUUUGGGAAACCCUAAUUUCCAGAAAACCAGCACAAAGCUCUCUUCCGACGCUCUCUCUCUCUCUCUCUCUCUCUCUCCUCGCCUUCAACUUUCUCACUCAUCACUCGCAGUCAUGGCAGCAGCACCUGAAGGAUCGCAAUUUGACACUCGUCAGUAUGAUACCAAAAUGAGCGAAAUACUUGCAACUGAUCAGCAGGAAUUCUUUACAUCGUAUGAUGAAGUUUAUGAUAGUUUUGAUGCUAUGGGUCUUCAAGAGAAUCUUCUGAGGGGAAUCUAUGCUUACGGUUUUGAAAAGCCCUCGGCUAUUCAGCAAAGAGGAAUUGUUCCCUUCUGCAAGGGUCUUGAUGUGAUUCAACAGGCUCAGUCUGGAACUGGAAAGACAGCGACUUUCUGUUCUGGUAUUCUUCAACAGCUUGAUUAUAGUUUGACGGAAUGCCAAGCCUUGGUUCUUGCACCCACUCGAGAGCUUGCUCAACAGAUUGAGAAGGUUAUGAGGGCUCUUGGAGAUUAUCUAGGUGUGAGGGUGCAUGCUUGUGUUGGUGGAACUAGUGUCCGUGAGGACCAACGCAUUCUGUCAAAUGGAGUUCAUGUUGUUGUUGGAACUCCAGGUCGUGUUUUUGACAUGCUUAGAAGGCAGUCACUUCGUCCUGAUAGCAUCAAGAUGUUUGUUUUGGAUGAGGCUGAUGAAAUGCUUUCCCGUGGUUUCAAGGAUCAGAUCUAUGACAUAUUCCAGCUUCUUCCAUCAAAGAUUCAGGUUGGUGUGUUCUCUGCCACAAUGCCACCUGAGGCCCUCGAGAUCACAAGGAAGUUCAUGAACAAACCCGUGAGGAUUCUUGUGAAGCGUGAUGAACUCACCCUGGAAGGUAUAAAGCAAUUCUAUGUCAAUGUCGACAAGGAGGAAUGGAAGCUUGAGACUCUUUGCGAUCUGUAUGAGACCUUGGCUAUUACCCAGAGUGUCAUUUUUGUUAAUACUCGACGCAAGGUUGACUGGUUGACUGACAAGAUGAGGAGCCGAGACCAUACAGUUUCUGCCACCCAUGGAGACAUGGACCAGAACACCAGAGACAUCAUCAUGCGAGAGUUUCGUUCUGGAUCAUCUCGUGUCUUGAUCACCACUGAUCUUUUGGCUCGUGGUAUUGAUGUUCAGCAAGUCUCCCUAGUUAUUAACUAUGAUCUGCCCACCCAGCCCGAGAACUACCUUCACAGAAUUGGUCGUAGUGGACGUUUUGGAAGGAAGGGUGUUGCAAUCAACUUCGUAACAAAGGAUGAUGAGAGGAUGCUGUUUGACAUCCAGAAGUUCUAUAACGUGGUUGUGGAGGAGCUGCCAUCAAACGUCGCGGAUCUUCUGUGAAGAGAUUUUGUCUUCUUAAUUACCCAAGGAAAAAGCCGGUAUCUGCGUAGUAAGUGUUGCUUUGUAUUGAAGUUUAUUUUCUGUUUUUCGUCCUUUGAGCCCUCCACAUCCCCCCACCAUUUUGUGUCGUCUCUUAUAUUAUUUAGGAUCUAGUUACUUAAUUUAUGGUUGUUGGAUUAAUAUUUAAGUGGUACAAGUUAAAAAUUGCAAUGUGAAAACCAUCGUUGCCUGAAUUGUUUGUGGUGGCCACUCUGUUGUUGCAUACUUUCUACCUACUAAUGUUAUUAAUGUAUGUAUUCUUUUGAGGUAUG